Molecule: messenger RNA, 2309 nt
Organism: Girardinichthys multiradiatus
Lineage: Eukaryota; Metazoa; Chordata; Actinopteri; Cyprinodontiformes; Goodeidae
Product: probable ATP-dependent RNA helicase DDX5
Exons: 13
Coding region: 112-1995 (627 amino acids)
Biological process (GO): alternative mRNA splicing, via spliceosome
Cellular component (GO): ribonucleoprotein complex; cytoplasm; nucleus
Molecular function (GO): RNA helicase activity; RNA binding; ATP binding
Source: RefSeq, a predicted model, not a curated record
CCGGGCCUCAUUUCGCGUUAACCGGCAUUUCAGCACCACUGCCGGGCCGUGUUUUCUAUCCGAAGCCGCUUUGUAUUUAUAGUUUUUUAACUUGUACGUUUUGUUCACAAUAUGCCUGGAUAUUCCGACCGAGAUCGCGGCAGAGAUAGAGACAGAGGUUAUGGCAGUGGACCACCCCGGUUUGGUGGGAGCCGUGGUGGGGGUGGAGGAAAGUUCGGCAAUCCAGGUGAGCGGCUGAGGAAAAAACAAUGGAACCUGGAUGAGCUCCCGAAGUUUGAAAAAAACUUUUACCAGGAGCAUCCUGACGUCGCCCAUAGAUCACUGCAAGAAGCUGAGCAAUACAGAAGGUCCAAAACUAUUACAGUGAAGGGGAGGGACUGCCCAAAUCCCAUAACCCAGUUCCAUGAGGCAAGCUUUCCCUCCUAUGUGGUGGAGGUUAUCAACAAACAGAACUGGACAGAACCAACACCUAUUCAAGCUCAGGGUUGGCCUUUGGCUCUAAGUGGCAAGGACAUGGUUGGCAUUGCACAGACUGGUUCUGGCAAGACGCUUUCUUAUCUUCUACCUGCAAUUGUACACAUUAAUCACCAGCCUUUCCUGGAACGUGGGGAUGGUCCAAUUUGUUUGGUGUUAGCCCCCACUCGUGAGCUGGCCCAGCAGGUGCAACAGGUGGCAGCUGAAUAUGGCAGAGCUUCUCGUCUGAAGACCACCUGCAUCUAUGGAGGAGCACCAAAAGGGCCUCAGCUCCGUGAUUUGGAAAGGGGUGUAGAAAUUUGCAUCGCCACUCCAGGCAGGCUCAUUGACUUCCUUGAGUCUGGGAAGACUAACCUUCGUAGAUGCACCUACCUGGUGCUGGAUGAGGCAGACAGAAUGCUGGACAUGGGAUUUGAGCCACAAAUCAGGAAAAUUGUCGACCAAAUUAGGCCUGACAGACAGACUCUGAUGUGGAGUGCCACUUGGCCCAAAGAGGUUCGCCAACUGGCAGAAGACUUCCUGAAGGAGUACGUUCAGAUCAACAUUGGUGCGCUACAGCUUAGUGCCAACCAUAACAUCCUCCAGAUUGUGGAUGUUUGCAAUGAUGGAGAAAAGGAAAACAAGCUAAUCCGUCUGCUUGAGGAAAUAAUGAGUGAGAAGGAAAACAAGACUAUCAUCUUUGUCGAGACAAAAAGGCGGUGUGAUGACCUGACUCGAAGAAUGAGAAGAGAUGGGUGGCCAGCUAUGGGAAUCCAUGGUGACAAAAGCCAACAGGAGAGGGACUGGGUUCUUAACGAGUUCAAAUUUGGCAAAGCCCCAAUACUCGUCGCUACAGACGUUGCAUCCAGAGGCUUAGAUGUGGAAGAUGUGAAAUUUGUCAUCAACUUUGACUACCCUAACAACUCUGAGGACUAUAUCCACCGCAUUGGAAGAACGGCCCGUAGCCAAAAGACCGGCACAGCCUAUACCUUCUUCACACCCAACAACCUGAGGCAGGCUGGGGACCUCAUCUCUGUCCUCCGGGAGGCCAACCAGGCGAUUAAUCCAAAGCUCCUCCAAAUGGCAGAAGAAAGAGGAGGUCGUUUCAGGGGCGGCAGAGGUGGAGACUUUAGAGAUGACCGUCGGGAUAGGUAUUCUUCUGGAAGGCGGGAUUAUGGUGGUGGUGGUAGGGAUAGAGGUUAUAACAAUGGACCAAGCAAGAGUUAUGGCACAGGUUCUCAGAACGGUGUCUAUGGAGGCGGUAACGGCACAAGCAACGGUUACAGUGGAGGCAAUUACAACAGCAAUGGACAGUCAAACUUCAGCAACAAUCAAACAGGAUCGUUUGCUGCCCAAAACAACUUUCAGGCCCAACAGUUUGCUCCCAAUAAGCCUGUCGCACAGAAUGGCACAAGCCAUACUCAGUUCCCGUUCCCUCAGGGACAGGCUCCUCCUCAGCAUCCCCCUCCUCAACACCCCCCUCCACAGCAUCCUCCUCCGCCGCUGUUGCCAUACUCCAUGCCUCUGCAGUUCUCUCAGUAAAUGUCCCACAAACUUGAAAGAAGUAAUUUAUUGCGUUUUGUCUUUUAAGUUCUACACCUGAUCUGAAUUUUUGUAUUUACACAGCAGGGUUAUGUCAACAUUUGAAGCCUUUUAAGAUCUGCAGUGCAGCAAUAGUUUUGUUGCACACCUAUUUUUCCUGUAUUUAAUUUGUUACAUUCCCCCGAAAUAUUUAGUUUGUUUUGUACCAGAUGAUUACAAGUGUAUUUUGUUUUUCAUGUUAAGCAUUCUAAGUGAUGUUCAGCUUCUCGUUGAAAGUGCACUGCAUGAUCUUUGAAAUAAAACCCUACAAAAGA